Musca vetustissima is the source of this 233-nucleotide messenger RNA. Its product is annotated as putative SERF-like protein. The record is from RefSeq and is a predicted model, not a curated record. Bases 4 to 198 code for a protein of 64 amino acids. NCBI's taxonomy places the organism in Eukaryota, Metazoa, Arthropoda, Insecta, Diptera, Muscidae. Gene Ontology annotation, cellular component: cytosol. The transcript is spliced from 3 exons.
ACCAUGACUCGAGGAAAUCAACGUGAACUUGCUCGUGCUAAAAACCAAAAGAAACAACAAGAAAUCAACAAAGGCAAACGUACUGACAAUUUAACCGUCGAACAACGCAAACAAAGAGAUGCCGAGUUGAUGCGAGAAAAACAGCGUAGAAAGGAAGAAGCUGCGAGGGCAGCAGGCCAACAAAUAGCGGCUAAAUAAAAAACACCGACACAAACAACAACAGUUCAUCAACC